Molecule: messenger RNA, 1446 nt
Organism: Nematocida ausubeli
Lineage: Eukaryota; Fungi; Microsporidia
Exons: 1
Coding region: 1-1446 (481 amino acids)
Source: RefSeq, a predicted model, not a curated record
AUGCUUACAUCCAAAUGGGUUAUGGAAAAAAUAACAGAAGUAACGAAUCAUUGCUUCUCUAAGAUGACAGUACAGGAGACAAAUGCAGUCACAGGGAUGCUGAUUGCCUUUCUGUUUGGGAUGGUUACACCGCAUAUUACAAACCGGUUCUUCAUCCGGGAAGUAUUUAAUAUUCUGAGUGGGUUAAUUGUCCUUUCAGCAAUAUAUAAAAUACAGAACUUCCUAGUUGCCUUAUCAGGUAUUCCACUUAAUCUGCUUCUAUCUUAUAUGCCGGUUAAGCAGAAAAAGCUAAGAACAAAAAUAUUCAUAGCUGUAAAUCUUGUACAUUUAGUGGUUAUGUAUAUCCUGCAGGACUCGGAAGAGAAUAAUCCUUUUGUUAUUCUGACACUCACAGGAUUCUUCAUGAAAUAUAUGUACGUAAGCAUGGAAUAUCUGCCAAAAACACAUGGAUUUAUGGCGUACCUUGGGUAUAUGUUCUUUGUGCCUGGGAUUAGGUAUGGGCCUGUGAUGAGUUUCAGUGCAUAUCAGCUGUGGCUUGAGUCUGGGUACUUCUACUUGGUUGAGUCUCAGAGCCAGACCGUAAUUAAAAAGAUCGUAGGAAACACAGAGGAUCAGAAGAAGAUUACUAACAGGAAAGAGGAAUAUGUCAUGCAAGAAUACAGCAGACUAAUAGUUGGGUCUACAGUGUCUUGCUUAAAGGCAUUUAUAUUUUUGAUCUCGUACCAGGCAGUUAAUGAAAUAAUCAUGAAUGCAGCUGCCCAUACAAUGAAGCUAGUUAAGGUGGAUGUAGACUUCUCUGGGUUCUACAUAUACAAAUUAUUCUACAUUGCAGCAUUAUGGGUCUCUGAGGAGUGCAUCUACCAGGCAGCAUUCAUUAAUAAUAUGAGAAAUGUCAGAAUACUUCCAUUUGUGACAUUCUGGAAGGCACAAGAACUCUUUGAGAUGUGGAAUAUGCAAGGAUCAAAGUUUAUGCACAGACUGAACAAAAUGCUUACAUCAGACGAAAAGAAAGAAGAGGAAAAUGACAGUUCAAAACCAGAAAAAACGAAAGAAACUGAAAUAAGUGCUAGUGAUGUAAUGGAUAUGCGUAUCAAGGAGCAUGUUAAGGUAUCCAUUGUAUCAUAUGCGCAUUUGUUGCUUUUCCCUUUGCACGUAGGAUCCAUACUCAUCUCAGUUCCAACAAUAUUCUUACUAGGCUUUGUUAAAGAUAUUCCAAUAGAGAGAAGAAAUAUUCCAGGAAUUAAAAUAUUAGUAGAGAUAUGUGGAUGGGCUGCACAUAUCUUCAUCUUCUGCUACUUCCUGAUUCCAAUGGUAUACAGUCCCCUUGAGGUUUUAAAUAUCUGGAGAAAGUCCUUUGCAUUUGGUCACUUUGUAUGCCUUCCUGGUAUAAUAGAAGGCGUACUUUCAACAAGAGAUAUUUCAACAGCACAAACAGAAGCGAAUUAA